Molecule: messenger RNA, 2259 nt
Organism: Eucalyptus grandis
Lineage: Eukaryota; Viridiplantae; Streptophyta; Magnoliopsida; Myrtales; Myrtaceae
Product: B3 domain-containing transcription factor ABI3
Exons: 6
Coding region: 1-2259 (752 amino acids)
Molecular function (GO): DNA-binding transcription factor activity; DNA binding
Source: RefSeq, a predicted model, not a curated record
AUGCAAACCGAGCAAUUCUACGCCGGAGAUCGGAGAUUCGACGAUGCCCUCUUCGAUGCGCCGAAAGUCGAGCACACAAUGGAGGCGGAGCAGGUCGUCGCGAACAGCGGCGAUCCCGGCAGAGAGAUGUGGCUGGACAAGCAAGAAGAGGAAGAGGAGAAUUUGCUCAACGCGAACGAGGCGGCCUCGGUCUUCUACUCCGACUUCCCUCUCCCGGACUUCCCGUGCAUGUCGUCAUCCUCGUCUUCCUCCUCCACCCGCGCCCCCGUCAAGGCAACGACAUGCUCGUCGUCAUCCUCCUCCUCGGCCUCGUCGUCAUCCUCUGCGGCCUCCUGGGCAGUCUUGAGGUCCGAGGACGCCGCCGCAGAAAAUAUCGAGAAUAGGAAGAAUAGUCGCAGGAGCGACUACUGUGACGACAACAGCAACCAUAUUUUUCAACAUGCAAGAGAAGCGGAUGCCCCGUCUCGGGCGCUGUCCUCCACAGCAUCGAUGGAGAUCAUCCUUGAAAAUCCGGUGGAUCAGGCCUCCACGGAUGCAGUCGGCUCAUGCAUUGAUGCGAUUGACACCUUUGGAUACAUGGAUUUGCUAGAGAACAACGACUUCUUCGACCCAGCAUCCCUAUUUCAGAGCGAACUCCUGCUGGAGGAGGAGUUCCAAAAUCAAGAGCCUGAAGCCCAGCUGGCGGAGCAACAAAAUCAGCGAGCACAAGCAACCUCAGCUGAGGCAGACAGCGGGAAUCGGACGGGUCCAGUCUCGGACGAGAUGGGGGCGGUGUUGUUGGAGUGGCUGACAGAGAACAAAGAUGAUAUUUCGCCUGAUGAUUUGAGGAGGAUAAAGAUCAAGAAGGCCACAGUAGAGACAGCAGCGAAGCGUUUAGGCGGUGGAAGAGAAGCUAUGAAGCAGCUGCUCAAGCUCAUACUUCAGUGGGUCCAAACGAACCACCUCCACAAGAAGCGCUUGAAAGAAGCAGCCUCAGUCUCAGCCUCAGUCUCAGCCUCUCAAGUACCCUACCAAUACCAAGAACCGUUCCACCACCACCAAAACCCUAACCCUAACUUGAGCUUUUCGCCAGAACCUAACGGCCUCCACCCCCAAAGUUUCCCCCACCAACCUCAAUGGAUCCCGCCGCCGCCGCCUUAUGUUGCGUGUCCCACCCCAAUGAUGGAAGUGCCGCCGCCUCCACCCGGUUACUGCCCAGCACCUGGUUAUAUGGGCGAUCCAGCGUAUUCCCAUGGAGCUCCUCCUGAUCAUUUAAGUGGAAACCCUUUUCCGCCCGAAUACCAAAUGAUCAACUCGGCGCAGUCGUGGCCCAUGUCACAGUUCUCGAUGGCCGCACAGCCCUAUGAUUACCCGGAGAAUUUUCACCCACCACCGCAGGCGCAAGGUUUAAGGGGUUACCAGCAUCAUCAGUACCCAUUUCAGUACUAUAACGGGCAUGGCCAGAGGCUGAUAAGAUUAGGGUCCUCGGCAACGAAAGAGGCGAGGAAGAAGAGGAUGGCAAGGCAGCGACGGUUCCUGUCCCACCACCGGAGCAGCCACCACCACCACCAGCAGAGCAACCAGCAGGGCAACCACCAGAGCAUGGCGGUGGCGGCGGAGCAACAUGCAAGGCUUGGGGGGGAGAACUGCGCCAUUCCAGAAGCUGCUCAUCAAGCUCAUAACCACCCAGGAAGCUGGGUGUAUUGGCCGUCCCCCGCUCAUGCCGGUCAGGUGGCCGUGCCACCACCCCUUCUUGCGAUGGAUCCAGUGCAGGUGGCUCAUCCGGCGGACCAGCCAGCCAUGCAGCAACAGAAUUAUCAGCGGCAGGUGGCGCCGGAGAGGCGGCAGGGUUGGAAGCCAGAGAACAAUCUGAAGUUUCUUCUUCAGAAAGUGUUGAAACAGAGCGAUGUGGGAAAUCUAGGCAGGAUUGUUUUGCCAAAGAAAGAAGCCGAAACCCACCUGCCGGAGCUGGAGGCAAGGGACGGGAUCUCCAUAGCCAUGGAAGACAUUGGAACCUCCAAAGUCUGGAACAUGCGUUACAGAUUCUGGCCAAACAACAAAAGCAGGAUGUAUCUCCUCGAAAACACUGGAGAUUUCGUGAGAGCAAAUGGGCUCGAGGAAGGAGACUUCAUAGUCAUAUAUUCGGACGUCAAAUGUGGCAAAUACCUGAUACGAGGAGUGAAGGUACGGCAACCCGAGGGGACGAAACCGGAGGCGCACAAGAGGCCCGAGAAGUCGCAGAGAAGCGCGCAUGCGAGCUCUUCGCAGAAGAAGCAGUAG